AUUUGUCUGUGUACUUGGACUCUGGACGCGGAGAUAACCUCUCUUCUUCAGUAAAGCAGUAUAUUCAAAACCUUCUCAAGGUGAAUAUGGAGCCGGCAUAUGGAACAGAAUGGCCUGAAGAAGAGAAAGUAAAGCGCAGGCAGAUGGUUUCUUCUGAAGCUCGUUAUAUAUUUGUCUAUGAGACCGUAAAUGCGGAUGCCAACAUUAUGUUCAAAUUAUCAAAGAAAGGAAGGAGUAACGCAGACGGUACAGAUGAUAAGGGUCAUCUUGUGGCUUUUGUACAUUAUCGCUUCACCAUCGAGGAAGAAAUUCCUGUUCUUUAUGUGUAUGAAUUACAGCUUGAGCACCGUGUUCAGGGGAAGGGGCUGGGAAAGUUCUUAAUGCUGCUAAUUGAGCUGAUUGCUCAGAAGAGCAAAAUGAGUGCCGUGGUGCUAACUGUUCAGAAAGCAAACAUGACGGCAAUGAACUUUUAUAGGAAUAAGCUAAGGUACCUGAUAUCUAUCAUGUCACCUUCACAGAUGGGGCUACAGUCCAAUUAUGAGAUUCUUUGCAAGUCAUUUAAUUAUGAAGCUAAAGCUGUACUAGAGAUGAAAUUUCUCAAAUGGAACAAACUACAAUCUAUGUUAUGGUCAAGGUUCCAGUUCUGUAAUUUCUUUUCGGUUCAACGAUCGAAGAUUCUCUUUUUCUCUCUUGGUGAUGUUGUUUUGUCAUAUGUAUGGCCACUGGUUCAUUUCCAUGAAAUGCACAGUGUUAUCCUAUUGGAUAGAUGAAGUGCACAAUCAUUUAGGAUUAUAGGCGCAAUUUCCUGACAAAUUAUCUAUUUUUUUUCUCUCUAAAAUCUCUGUCCAAUGAAGGGGUGAAGAUAACUGAGUACAAGGUGAUUCAAAAUCCGUCCUGCGAAGCAUCUUACAAAGUUCUAGCAUGUCAGCUUGACGAUAAUGAAACCUGUGAAGAG
This is a messenger RNA of Nicotiana tabacum (common tobacco), 955 nucleotides long. NCBI's taxonomy places the organism in Eukaryota, Viridiplantae, Streptophyta, Magnoliopsida, Solanales, Solanaceae. The record is from RefSeq and is a predicted model, not a curated record.